CUGUGUGCUACUGUUUGCGAAGAAAAACAAAAACAAAAUCGAUUGAAAUUGAACCAAAAAUUGAAUAGAGAUAAAUCUGCAAACGUUUUCUGCUUUUUCAUCAGUACCUAAAUACCCACACACACAAGUAAUGGAUCUAAAAGUGUGCCGUAUAUGUUGUGAAAACAAGGGAGAUUCUUAUAUCUUCAACAAGAACGACAAAGAGUUAGUUAUCAGUGCGAAAAUUAUGUUUUGCUGUACCAAUGUAACCAUAGUUGAAGGUGAUGGACUUCCAGAGCAUAUUUGUAUUUCUUGUGAAGCAGAAUUAGCUACUACUUAUCAGUUCAUCUUGAAAUGUGAAGCUACUGACAAGACAUUACGUUCCCACUCCAACGUUAUCGAUCCGAAACUCAUAUGCGAACAAAAGGUUGAAAUAAAAAAUGAAGACAUUACUUCAUUCAGUGGCGAAGAGUUUGAUUUCAACAAUUCACUUAAUGAUUUUAAUGAUGCUCUUGAAAUACUCAAUCAAGAAGUACAACAGACUAAAAAUAUUGAUUUUGAACAUCCAAGGAAAGUAUAUAAGAAAAAGGUGAAGUUCAAAGAAUCAGCAUCAAGCAAAUGCACUAUUUGUGGCCGAAAGUGCCAGAAUCCAUCAACAUUGGCAAUCCACAUGAGGUCACACACCAAUGAGAAGCCAUUCCCUUGCCCGUCCUGUGAUAAGAAAUACAAGGAUAAUGGAACUUUGAAAAGACAUAUGGAUAGAAACCAUUCAGAGAAUAGAGAAAGAAAUUAUAUUUGUGAAUCAUGUGGUAAAGGUUUUUUUUCAAAAAGUGAUGUUAAAAUACACAUGCGUGUCCACACAGGGGAGACCCCUUAUGUCUGUUCUGAGUGCCCACGGAGAUUUACCCAAAUUAGCACUUUACUUCGCCAUAAGAAGAGACAUACUGGUGAAAAAUCUUACAUGUGUCCUACAUGCACCAAAAAAUUCUGUACUAGAGAAGAAUUAAAAACACAUCUUAAAGUUCACACCAGCAAAAAGGAAUUUUCUUGUUCAUUUUGCAAUGGCAUGUUUAAAUAUCAAAAUAAUUUAAAAAAACAUAUGAGACUGCAUUCAGAACGGAAUAGCUUUGUUUGUAACUAUUGUGGAAGGACUUUUAAUGCAAAGGGUAACUUAAAAAUUCAUAUAGGCCGACAGCAUUCUGAGAAGUCUGGUUAUUGUAAUAUAUGUUCAAAAAGUGUGCCAAAUAUUGAAGUACACAUGUGGAGGCAUACAGGCCAUAGGCCUUUGAAAUGUGAACUGUGUACUAGCAGUUUCUACGAACUCAAAGCUUUGAAUCAUCAUAUGAACUUCAGACAUAAGAAAGUUGACAAGUAUAAAUGUUUAGCUGAAGGAUGUUUGAUGGCAUUUCCAUCCCGACCAAUGCUAGACUUCCAUACAGCUAAAUUGCACAGCAAUCAAAUACCAUUCCCAUGUGAUAGAUGUUCAAGAGGAUUCUAUAGGAAAAAUGAUCUUGCCAGACAUAAAUUAGGAACCCAUAAAGAGAGACUUAUUUAAUGUUAGUAACUUUGUACUAGUCUUAAGCCUAUUAUUUUAUAAAAUUGCAAAAAGUAUACCUAAUACAUAAGUAUGAAAA
This is a messenger RNA of Plodia interpunctella (Indianmeal moth), 1613 nucleotides long. RefSeq names its product gastrula zinc finger protein XlCGF57.1-like. Gene Ontology annotation, molecular function: zinc ion binding; DNA-binding transcription factor activity, RNA polymerase II-specific; RNA polymerase II cis-regulatory region sequence-specific DNA binding. The record is from RefSeq and is a predicted model, not a curated record. The coding region runs from base 131 to 1534 and encodes 467 amino acids. The transcript has a single exon. Gene Ontology annotation, cellular component: nucleus. Gene Ontology annotation, biological process: regulation of DNA-templated transcription. Lineage: Eukaryota; Metazoa; Arthropoda; Insecta; Lepidoptera; Pyralidae.